CGCCCUGAGUGAAUCGAACUGUACGCAGAAAUUAUUGUUUUAUUUUAUUAUGGCCUGUGAUUCGUAUGAUGAAAAUUGCGAUGUAUCCGCUAUUUUCUUUGAUUUAGACAACACUUUAAUUCAAACAAGAAAAGGUGACAGCAGAGCCUGCAAUAAGCUUGUGGAGAUUUUGCAACAAGAGUACGGGUUACCCCAAGAUGUGGCUGUGGGAAGCGCGUCAAAUUUCCUGCGGGCCUUCAGGGCAAGGCCGGAUGAUGACUCUUACGCCCUGGACGAAUGGCAAACGCAUCUUUGGCGCAAUUGCCUACCAAAAAACUAUAGACACAUCGCCAAAAAUAUUUCGGCCGAAUGGAUAAAGUUAAGAUUUCAGUACUUGGCUCUAAUGCCUGAUGUCAUACAUCUGUUAGAAACAUUGCGGGAGGAUUACCUUCUCGGUCUGAUCACGAACGGGCCGUCGCGCGCUCAAUGGCAGAAGAUUGAACGGCUGAACCUCCGCAAGUACUUCGACUGCGUGCUGGUGUCAGGGGACCUGCCCUGGGAGAAGCCAGACCAGCACAUCUUUCUCGAAGCCUGCAAGCUGCUCAACGUCGAGCCACGCAAUUGCAUUAUGGUUGGAGAUAAACUGGAAACUGAUAUAAAGGGAGGAAAAGAAGCUGAGCUAGGAGGAACGGUGUGGAUACCGCUGCAGAAAGACGAUGAGUCUUCAGACCUGCCGGAUUUCACAAUCGACAAAGUAACAGAAUUGCCAGAGGUAUUGCCAAAUUCGCCUAAACUUAGGCGCUCGAAACAAAACAUAGAUAUCUGUUGAUGACAUCAUACGCCUAUAAUUCAUUACGAUUGACUUAUAUGCUCUUAGGAGUGUCCAGUCCGAAAUUUAUCAUGAGCUCUUUCUCCUUAACUUGGCGAAAUAGUGGAGUCUGUAACGCACAAAAAUCGAUAUUAAUCAACUUAGUACAUAUUUCGAAAAAAAAAAUUUUGUUGCCUAUUUCAAAAUAGCUGGCAUACGUUGCCGUCCACAGGAGCAAAAUUCCUUUUAUAAGCUAUAAUAAUGUUUUUUUUUUCACUCACAAGAGCAACUUAAUAUAUGGAGCGGAAUUCCGCAUUUUACACAUUUGAAAGAGUAAAAGUAUCGACAUUGCACAAAAACCAAGUGCUAUAUGUAGAUUGUAUGUACAAAAUAGUAAUGCACAUAAAUGAGAACUAUUUUAUGGGUAUAGGUGUGAAGUUGGUGUUAGGUUUCUUUACAUUGAAGUUGUGUGAUCUUUGUUAAUAGUAUUCGAAAUACAAUUAUUUUUAUUAAUAAGGAAUAUUUUGGGUAUCAAUUAUGUUGCGGACUUUUAUAAGUCGAAACUUCACGUACAGGUCUACAGACAUCUACAUGUUUAAUCCUUUAUUUGUGAUAUGGUAACCCUUUAUUCGUAUGACGUAUCGUCAAGCUGACAUUUUUACUGACAUAAUAAUUGUGUUGUUCUCUUUCAAUUAUUAGUGUGAAAGGGACGGCCAUAUUCUUAGAUCUAUCAGUAUUCGUGAGAGGAAGAUCUGAAAUCGGAAUCGAUCCGAUCAGGUAGUCUCGAAAUGAAAUGGGUUUCUGAGCUAUAUCUUUCUAAUUUGUAAGUUAAAUCAACUAUUGUUCCGAUUAGAAAUGUCAAAGUUUCCGAUCGGCCAGUUGUGAAUCGCAAUUAUGCGUCUCGCCUCGAAAAGACGCAGUUUUCGAUCGGGAGAGGCAAUCAAAAUCAAGCUGCUGGUUCCGUAUUUGACCUAUGACGUUGGUUCGGGUUAUAAACGUACCAAUUAGACUCAUAGUUACAUCAUUAGUUUGUAAGAUCGUCCAUUUCUCAGUUAGUUACCACGAUGUAUUCCUCACAUAAAUAGAAUAUUCCUAAGUACACAUCUAAAUGUUGUUGAAUCUUUAUUUUUUGAUACUUUUCAUAAAUAUUUUUUUAAAGAAGUUGCCAAAAAUAUAGAAUAUAUUUUCUGAUCCUUGUAGGGUUAUAUCAAAUUGUUCGACAAAUUGUUGCAUUUUGCCACUAUCAAAAAUAAAGUGCCCAUUUUUUAAUGAGAAGGCUCUUUUUACGCAGCGUAAAGUGCAAAAGCAUUCCAAAAAAGGCGCUUCUUGAUUUGUCACGCAAAUGGAGUCGCGUGGUAGUAUUACGAAUACGAAAGACUACGGCACGAUUACGUCGCGCUAGUGCCAUUCUGCUUGGUGCGUAAUAUUAAAGCGACACGCGUUGCUGGAAAUGCUAACCUCAAUUAAAUUGACACCAGCAAUUAACACUGUGCUAACUUCGAAGUUUGACAAGUUUGCGUUUGUAAUGCCAAAAUAUUAAGCUAAUUUAAAUUAAAUUCUAAAUUAAGGAAAUAACACAAAACAUAAUAAUCAUAUAUUUUAUAAUACAUGGUUGGAUACCUUGUAGUAAAAAAACAUUAACAUGUUUGAAAAUUACAAAGUGAUCGCAAUUUAUUUUAGGUCAGCGUAGUGUACAUAAUAUUUGCUGGUGUUGAAAUAUUCUGUAGCACUGCGAGUCAGUGGGUUUUAACCCUUUGUAAAUAUUUUGAGCAAUUUUCUUAGUGGAGUCAUAUUUAUUUUUCUAUUUCAUAGUCUAAGAUAUUAGAUUUAAACUUUGGUUGUUACACAGAAGUCAUUGUAUGACUAGACUGUAUUUUGUGAUAUCUACUGUUAAGUAGUUAAGAAUUUUUAUUUACUUUUUAAAAUUGCCGUUUCCUUUCAUAUUUCUUCAACUACCACUUUAAGAUGAUCUCUGAGGACCUCUGCUGCGUUUAGGUUCAUAUAAAGUCAGAAAUAAUUAUGAAAAAAUAUCGCAUUUGUAGUGGCUUCUAUUGACAAUAAUCAGAAACAAGUAAAAAGAUUGCACGUCAAUGUCUAAUGACGGGGUUAAAAUAUUUUGUUCAAAAAAUAACACACAGUGUUCACAUUUACAAAUCAAAAGAGCUUUCUUAUAAUCUAAGAGAUCACCAUAAUAGUGAUUGUAGUCUAAGUGUAAGAUUAUAAUUUUAAUUGCGUUGUCAGUGUUGUUUCAGUUUUUUGUUAUAUUAUUGUUUAGGCUGAAGAUUGAAGUUGUAUAGUCCAAAGCACAUCAAACUUGACACUUUGGAAUGUUGUUUAUAAGUUGAAUUUAUAUCUUAAGUGUCAUGCUUGACAUGCUCUUGCCCCUGUACAUGUUAGUCAUGAAAACUUAGGAUAGGACUGGGUAUAAGUAAAUACACACACCAAAACACAAAAGUUAACAUCUGCAUUAAGAAAAAAAUUGGUGAACUAGCGCAAGAUCCAGCAGUAAGUGAAGUCGGGCUGUAGAUAACAAAAAAAAAUGACAGUAGAUAGAGGGGUAGAAUGAAUAAUCGUUAUUCGAGAUGCGUACUUAUUUGUUUUACGUUGUAUAUAAUAGAAUACUGUCCCAAGAAAACACUACACAGUUGUUGUUACUUACCCUUAAAUACUUUAAAGAAGCUAGAAACUUGUCUAAUUCAAAUUAUUCCUUGGAUCAAACUAAACACUGAAGAAUAGUUUCAAAGCUAAAGAUCUACUAAACGUGAUAGAUUAAUCUCAAAGUUAUCUAUUUAUUAAACUUUAAGAGAAUAUUAAAAUGUAUUUUUGUAUAAUGUCUUC
Messenger RNA from Hyposmocoma kahamanoa, 3625 nucleotides. Its product is annotated as N-acylneuraminate-9-phosphatase. Gene Ontology annotation, molecular function: hydrolase activity. Lineage: Eukaryota; Metazoa; Arthropoda; Insecta; Lepidoptera; Cosmopterigidae. The record is from RefSeq and is a predicted model, not a curated record. Bases 50 to 808 code for a protein of 252 amino acids. The transcript has 5 exons.